AUUCAAGAUGGAGGGGGGGAGGGAGACAUGCACCAGCGCAAGGACGGUCUGUGGUCAGUGAAAAAAAAACACUGUCUGGAACGGUCACUCCGGCCCAAUAGUUCGAUCCAGCCAACAAGUUUUGAACGCCGGGUCGUGGGCAUUGCUGCUGAACUGGACAGUCACAGACUUUCAAAGCCAGAUGCAAUCUGCAAUCCACCGAAGUCACCCUGGUCAAGCGCAAACCAGUCACUGCUGCUCACUUCUCGUACGAAGUACAAAUAUUACCACUUGGUACAGAAAUCAUUGUUGUACUGGGGAAAAAAAGGCCGCAAGAACACCCAAGUCGUCGCCAUUCCUCCGUUUCGGUCCAGCGUCAGACAGCGAAACGUAUUGCCGAGCGAAGCCUAAAAAAGACAGGCCACCAUAAUCCCUGUCACCACGACGUCAUCAUCGCUGACCCUCGCAUGCAGGGUCUCCCCCCCGGUCUUCCUCAACAUCUCGAACACCCAUCCAACGCAACAUUCGGACAAUCCACACCCGCUGCUACCGCCGCUUUCUGGCAUUACCACGGCGCUGCAUUAAGAUCGAAACAGAGACGAAAAAAUUCAAAAGAGCAAAGGCCGGGAUUGGUGUCAAAAGGAGAAACCCCCAGGCCUAGUAGUCCGCCCAUUACGAGCACCAGCGAUUACCUCCGUCCUUGCUUCCCAAUCGCCAGUUUGUCAUUCCACUACCUUCCACAGGCUCGAGUCCGAUUGUAAUCAGUGCCCGUCGCUCUCCGGAUCUCUCAAAUACCUUUUCCCACCUUAUCUUAAUAUACUGUUUGCCACCUGCACCUUACUGAACAUACUCUCUCCGCUAUACUAUACACCAACUCGUCCGAGAUACUCCCAACCCUCUUCGUUACCUAAGACACAACAAAACCACGCAAUCGAUCGUACCUGAGGUUCAUACAAGAGUAACGUUUCUUGCCUCACCUCCGCUUCAACCUCAAACAACAUACACACCACUUCAUCUCGACCGUACUUGAUGAACAGUCGGCCGAACACACAAUCCAACAACCCUUCCGUGCGCAUUCAACACUCGAGCCCUGCGCCCACGACGUCUACAACACAACCACCCAUGAUCGCCCAGAGUGCGCUGGUCGGAGGGUGGAACGACGCUUUCAACUCUGCAGGUUACUUGAGUGCGCUGCCAAAGACGUUUCAAGACGCAAAGUACCACAAGCGUGCAUCGUCGGGGUCUUCGGUGACAUCCCUGGGGCCUCCGUCGCCUCUCAAUCAAAACAACAUAUAUCCACACAUUGUCGCCACCACCGACUCAAAUUUUCCUUCUUCCUACGACUUCGAUUACUCUCAGACUCCCCACACGGCCAAGUCGGAUUCUGCCAUGAUCUACCCCCAGAAUUUCAGCGCGGUUGACAUGAGGAGGAUACAGUCACAAGGCGCCGACGAGCGUGCGUCAUUCAGCAACUUGUCCGCGCCGCAGUCCGUCUCGACGAUGAGUCACAAUUCUCCUGCGACGCCGCAUACAAGUUAUGAGCCAGAGUACGACGAGAAACAUGUCUAUGGUGAGGAUCCUAGCGACGAAGACAACAUGUUCGAGUACUUACAGUUUGAAGCAGGAUUUCCAACUCCGGCAUACCAGCAGUCGUUGCAAGAUGUUUUCCCCGACCAACAUUUCCCCAUGCCCUAUACUCAACCGCAGCAGAACCUGCAGAGGAUGAACCUCCAACCUCACCGACAAAAUGUGAUGGCGGACAGACUGCAAGCGGCGACGCAAGAUCAUCUCAGGACGAACUCACCGACGUCCGACCCGCGGGACAAUUCUCCGUUCCGUCAGAACUCUCCCUACAGCAUGCCUGCGCCCUCACAGCGGCCACGACCUCCGCCAGUCCUACAGAAGGAGCGGACGUCGAUCUCUCCCAAAGAGUUGAUGUUGGAUGAGCACGACGUCGACGAUCACGCUGCGCCGCUCUUUGGCGCAGAUCAAUCCAACUCGACAAACUUUGGCAACGCGAGAACCAUGGCAAACAUGCCGGCCUUCUACGCGCAGAUGUCGCACGAGGCUUCUAUGCCAAUCCCUCAACAAUAUCCCUUCUCCCUCAAUGCGUCUGGCCGGCAAAGCACGGGAAUGCAGGAUAUUACACCGGAAUUCCCAGCACACAUGCUCUCGAUGGAGUCGACCAACGAGGAAGGGCCAUCGGAGCCUUCCAGCCAACAGUCGCAGAAGCCAGUGGCCCAGCAACAGCCACGAUCUGCGCCUCAGCAACAGAGCGUCCAGCGCCCGACGGACACGUCAUCAGAUGCGGGAACUUAUUCUUGCACAUACCAUGGCUGUCAUUUACGGUUUGACACGCCUGCGAAGCUCCAGAAACACAAACGGGACGGUCAUCGACAGUCCUCUCCCGGGACGUCAUCGUCGUCACCCAAUUUGGCCUUGCGAAACUCUCAAGCAGGCCCGCACCGAUGCGACCGUAUCAACCCUAGCACGGGCAAGCCUUGCAAUUCGAUCUUUUCCCGACCCUACGACCUUACCAGACACGAAGACACGAUACACAAUGCACGGAAGCAAAAGGUCCGGUGCCAUCUGUGUACGGAAGAAAAGACCUUCUCCCGUAACGAUGCGCUUACUAGACACAUGCGCGUUGUACAUCCUGACGUGGACUGGGUGGGUAAGCAGAAGCGCAAGAGCCAUAAGUGAGGUUGAUUAUCCCGACACUGGAGGGCUAUACAUGGCCCUGGAUUACUGUGUAUGACUAUGGAGUAUUUUUCUCUUUCGACUUGACGGCAAUUUUGGGUCGCUUGUUACACAAGGCCUUGGCUUAGCAUACGAUGAUGACGAAAUGAACCAACAAAGCAAAUGAUAUGAAGUGAGGCUUUUUUUGAUUGGGGAACCAGCGCAGAGCGAAGGAUGAUGGAGCAAACCGCAUUUGCAUUUUCAAUGGCGCCGAUGGGGAAUUUCUUGGUUUCCUUCCAGAGAGAGUGUUGUACGGUAGAAUGGAAAUUGUUUUCGAGGCACUUACAGGUGAUUUGUUUUACGUUAUACUGGGAAGGUGGUUUUUCCUUUUUUUUUAAAACUGGACCUGGCACACGGAAUACACAAAAAACAAAGUGAUGAUAGUUGAUGGGAUGAUGACAAUUUUUCUUUCUUGUUAACAAUCAUUUUGUGGUCACGACACUUUUUUUUGGUUGAGCGAUAGACUGUACUUUUACCAUUUGGGCAAUUGGGAUCAUUGGAUUGCAAUGUUGCAUUUUUGGGGGGUGGAAGGAAAUGGGCAGCGAUGGCAUGAUCUUUCAAUCGAUAGGAGAUGAAUUGGCAUGGAGAUCGAGAAAGUGUCUUGAUGAUACCACCAACUCCUUAGCCUUGUAUAGUUAUUUAUUGGUAUUUAAAUUGAGAAGAACAAAAUGGUAAAUCGAUCGAGAUAUAAAUUGGAAUUGACUUUCAUGAUCAAGAUUGGGGGUUUUUUCCCCUUUACCGAUGGAGGGUGGACUGUUUGGUCAGGAGAGAGAGAGAGAGAGAGAUCAUCACACUUGUGGUAAUGUGUCGUGUGUCAACAUCUUUUGUGUGAAUGGUCCUUUUUUUUUCGCGUGUGUCGUGUCGUUCCGUGUCAAUGUCGUGAUAUCGAAUUGUAAAGGUAAGGCCUGGGGUCGCGUGGAUAGAUCACGAGUGUAAAAGGUGGUAUGAGGAAAGGGGGGGGAUGGUGGGAACGAUUGUUUGAGAUCUGGGUUUUUUGGGGGUUGUUUUUCGCGCGCUCCGUCGGGACAUCCGAAGAAAGAGAGAAGGGGAUUGGGAGAUUGGGCUCAGCAGGUACGAACGAGUACGAGUGGUAAGUAGAAGACAUCAUCAUUACUACUACAUGGAAAUUAGCUUGAAUUUCCAUUUCUCACAGCAACAUUUAGUCGUUUUUGG
Messenger RNA from Exophiala oligosperma, 3891 nucleotides. RefSeq lists its product as uncharacterized. Gene Ontology annotation, biological process: regulation of transcription by RNA polymerase II. Lineage: Eukaryota; Fungi; Ascomycota; Eurotiomycetes; Chaetothyriales; Herpotrichiellaceae. The record is from RefSeq and is a predicted model, not a curated record. Bases 1009 to 2682 code for a protein of 557 amino acids. Gene Ontology annotation, cellular component: nucleus. The transcript has a single exon.